AUGUCCAAUUUCGAGGAGGCAUUGGGCAUCAAGGAGGGCCGGCCCGAGGGCGACGUUCACGUUUUCAUUCUGAAUCACAAGUUGACCAAACCCCAGAAAAACAGUAAAGGUGUUUAUGGAGGCAAUUUGGCGGGCCAGGCGCUUCUCGCUGCGAUCAAGACGGCCCCCGAAGGUUUCACGCCGCAUUCGCUUCACUCUCAUUUCGUGAAAAGUGUCAGUGACCAGCAGAAGGUGAAAUGGACUGUGGAGGAGGUCUCCAACGGAAAGACCUUCUGCAACCGCAGUGUCAAGGCGUGGCAGGAUAAGCUGAUCAGAUACAUUGCGAAUAUUUCCUUGACCAGGAAGAACUCGUUCAAGCAGGCGGAGCGGGAAUACUACGAUUACGAAGAGAGACAGGAGAAGUUGAAGAAGGAAGCUGCAGCCAAGGGAGAGGAAUACGAUCCAGAAAGCGAAGACGCUGAGCCAAUGAAGCUCAAACCAUUCUCUUUCCAGACUCCGCUCCCCCGCUGGUUGUUGGAAGAACGCAAAGAAGACAUGCCAGUAGACAAGCGCUCUGCAAACAGAUACAUCUACCACAAAAUCCCCCAUCAGUUUGUGUCGCUAGAGGACACGAGAUACGAGGACCGCGUGCCUGUGACAGAGCGCAAGAUGUCGUUCUUUGUUCGUUUGGGCGACGGGUCGCUCAAAAUCAAGGACCCUGCUUUCCAGUUUGUCGGGCUUGGAGUGUUGCUGGACUCGCUCUUUUUGACCCGCCUCGCGAGAGUGUUGAGGAUAUCUACGGUCAAUUUGAGCAAGACGGGCCACUACUUCUCCGUCUCGCUCGACCACGUCAUCUACUUCCACGACUCCGAAUUCGAUUGCACGCAAUGGGUAGCCUUUGGGUUCAAGGCGGUGCGCUUGACCAACAACAGGGUACUUUUAGAGGCUGAGAUGUACAACGAGGCCGGCCAGCACGUAGCCACCAUCAUUCAGGAAGGUCUUGUUCAUUUCAACGGGCUCGAAAAGCUGGCCCAUCUUUAG
This is a messenger RNA of Candidozyma pseudohaemuli, 1020 nucleotides long. Its product is annotated as acyl-CoA thioesterase II. Bases 1 to 1020 code for a protein of 339 amino acids. The transcript has a single exon. Gene Ontology annotation, molecular function: fatty acyl-CoA hydrolase activity. NCBI's taxonomy places the organism in Eukaryota, Fungi, Ascomycota, Pichiomycetes, Serinales, Metschnikowiaceae. Gene Ontology annotation, cellular component: peroxisomal matrix. The record is from RefSeq and is a predicted model, not a curated record. Gene Ontology annotation, biological process: fatty acid catabolic process; acyl-CoA metabolic process.